GUUUGUUUGAGUGUUCCGCUGAGCAAAGUUUAACCGCAUGACUAAUCACGUGAUUGCUGAGCUAAUCACGUGAUUGCUGAGAGAUCAUGUGAUUUCAUUUGUGGAACAUGGCGAAUGCAGUGAGGAUGUAUUAUUCGGCGCUGUUUAUAUUUGGGGCAGUAUGUGCCCUCCCACAGGAGAUGCUGCAGGUGAAGGUGAUGGAUCAGCCCCCAACUUGGGGCAAUGUGUACAGCGUACAGGGAAACCUACAGCUUCCCUAUGCUGAAAUACAGGAACCAUUUGCAGGCUUUUAUGAUGCUCCAAACAAACGAAGCAGGAUCGAUUAUUAUGGAGGGAUGGUUCAGACAAUGCAGCGUGCUGAUAUGUUCAUGUACGGCUCCAGCUACAAGAUUGCUCCGUUGACCACUUACCAGCAGCGCAAUGUCAUGAGCUGCUUCCAGGUCAAUGGAACCAGUGGCUCCACAGUUGAUAUUCAGAACGUACUGCCAGACCUCUCUGGCUUUCAGAAACAAAGCCUGCAGGACAUUGUUGAUGGCCGUGCUUGUGACGUGUGGGUGUUGGUGGACCAACAGGGCCACAAGAAGAACACCUACACCAUGUGGGUCGACCCCAGCGACAACAGUCCUGUCCGCUAUAUAAUGAUGGGCUUUGACUCCCUACUUGGCUCCCACUAUGACAAAUACGUGAUCGACUACUCUCAGUACAACACGGCUCCGAUCCCAGCCUCCACCUUUGAUCCACCACAGGGCAUGACCUGUGGGGGCUUUCCUGGACCUGGCAGUGGUGAGCACCGCGUCCUUAGCAAUCCCAUCAUGGAGUAUGUGAGUCACCAUGACAACCACAUCACUGAGAUGUUUGACCAGUUCAAGAGCAAGCACGGCAAGGUGUACGGACACGAGAAAGAACACGCACAGAGGAUGCACAAUUUCAGACAAAACGUCAGGUUCAUUCACUCCAAGAACAGGCAGGGCCUGACCUACAGACUGGCUGUCAAUCACCUCACAGAUCUAUCGAGGGCAGAGCUCAAGAUGCGCAACGGCUACCGCCACACCCCUGGGGAUCACGGCGCCCAGGUGUUUGACAAGUCUAAAGUGAACCGCGCAUCAGUUCCUGACACCAUUGAUUGGAGGAUUCUUGGGGCCGUAACUCAAGUGAAAGACCAGGGCGUGUGUGGAUCGUGCUGGAGUUUUGGGACUGUGGGGACUAUCGAAGGCGCGUAUUUCCUCAAGACAGGGUAUAGAGUUCGCUUCUCCCAGCAGCAGCUUAUUGACUGCUCUUGGGGCGAGGGAAACAAUGGCUGUGAUGGCGGCGAGGAUUUCAGGUCUUACAACUACAUCAUGAAGGUUGGAGGGCUCACAUCGGAGGAGCAAUACGGCCAGUACUUGGCACAGGAUGCUUUUUGCCAUGAUAAUGCCACUGAGCCAGUUGUAAAAAUCAAGAGUUUCACCAACGUUACUUCUAUGGAUCAGGAAGCGUUGAAAAUGGCCAUCGCCAAUCAUGGCCCUAUUUCAGUAGGGAUUGACGCUAGCCACACGUCUCUGUCCUUCUACUCCGAUGGUGUCUACUACGAGCCCAAGUGUGGCAGCGGUCCAGAUGACCUUGACCAUGCAGUCCUGGCUGUAGGCUACGGGACACUGAACGGGGAGAAAUACUGGCUCGUGAAGAACUCCUGGUCCACGUACUGGGGCAACGAUGGCUACGUUCUCAUGUCACAGAAGGACAACAACUGCGGUGUUGCCACGGCACCCACCUUUGUCACCCUUGUGUAACCAGCGAUAAAAAUUGCGGUGGUCUUUAUUCAACGAUUAAAUCAUAGACACAAUAAUAAUAAUAUAGAAUGUUACAGAAAAUCUAAGGUUCUUGUACAAGGUGUUAUGUAGUUGAGUCUUACUUUUCUCCAGUUUAGCUACAAUAUAUAUCACCAUUCAGGGAGUAGUAGGUGCCUAAGUGCCAUGUUUGAUAUUUGUGAUUAGAAACUAUUUUUAAAAAGUACGAUCUUUUCAAUUAAUACCUGAAUAUUUUGACUUCUUGAAUGCACAACUAUUUGCCUAUUGAAAAAAAAAGGGAAUUGUGUAAUUGUUUAUGUUAACAUGAUAUUUGUGUCUCUUGUGUGAGGGUGAAAUAAUGAUAAUUAUAAUAAUGUAAGGCUAUUACAUAAAAUAAAUAUCAAAAUGCUGUAUAUUUUUAUACAACAUUAAAGGUUCACAUUAAAUUAGCUUUGUAAUGUUACAUUGUUUAAAAUGAAUACUCGUUUUUGCUAUAGUUAUUUUGUAUUAUUCAUAAUGCACCUGUGAUAUUUAUAUAUUCUCUUGAAAUUCAAAUUAAUCUUUGUAUUUUUUUUAUUUAGUUAAAAAAUACAUAUACUGUAUGAAUAUAAGAACAAGAGGGACAUAGGCAAUUGUCAAUAUUUAUGUUAGAUGUGAAUUUUAAAGGUUUCGUCCCAUAGUUAAAAUAUUUCUAUGUUGCAAGUUGUGCACAUUAUCACAAAAUAUGCAAGUGUAAAACAUUCCAUUAUUUUGAACUUUUGUGUUUCAAAUGUUACUGUUUGCCUGUCGUGAUUUAGUAUGAAUGUGCCUAAAAAAUGAAUUUAAUUUUUUUUAAUAUAAUUAAAAUUUCCUAAUUCUGAUGAA
Messenger RNA from Dreissena polymorpha, 2630 nucleotides. RefSeq names its product digestive cysteine proteinase 1-like. The transcript has 10 exons. Gene Ontology annotation, molecular function: cysteine-type endopeptidase activity. Gene Ontology annotation, cellular component: lysosome. The record is from RefSeq and is a predicted model, not a curated record. Gene Ontology annotation, biological process: immune response. NCBI's taxonomy places the organism in Eukaryota, Metazoa, Mollusca, Bivalvia, Myida, Dreissenidae. Bases 108 to 1769 code for a protein of 553 amino acids.